This is a messenger RNA of Mesorhabditis spiculigera, 321 nucleotides long. Lineage: Eukaryota; Metazoa; Nematoda; Chromadorea; Rhabditida; Rhabditidae. The record is from the annotation of a GenBank genome assembly.
AUGAAUACCUACCAACUUUUCGGAGAUCUGGACGAUGUUUUUGCCAUACAAAAAAAAACGGUGCGCAUUGACACGGUGUACACAAUGCAAGGUGUUGAUGUAAUACUGUUGGCCGAAGCUGCCAAGAUUCGCACCAUUCGCCAUCAGGGCGUCAUCGGGUUCAGUCUUCGAGUCGCUCUGUUGUUCGAAAUCGAUCGAAUGGGGAAAACGUGGACCUGUCAGCUCAGAUUCCAUAAGACUGCGCACGCUGACCAGGCUGAAAAAUAUCCUCCUCACGCGACCGCAAACGUCACAAAAAAAAUCAGCAGAGUUAAUUACGAU